This is a messenger RNA of Phlebotomus papatasi, 1037 nucleotides long. RefSeq names its product peroxiredoxin-6-like. The record is from RefSeq and is a predicted model, not a curated record. Bases 335 to 1000 code for a protein of 221 amino acids. Gene Ontology annotation, molecular function: peroxiredoxin activity. Gene Ontology annotation, cellular component: mitochondrion; cytosol. Lineage: Eukaryota; Metazoa; Arthropoda; Insecta; Diptera; Psychodidae. The transcript is spliced from 5 exons. Gene Ontology annotation, biological process: cellular oxidant detoxification; cell redox homeostasis.
UCCUGCUACUCAAUUUUAAAUAUAAAUUCAAGAAAUCUCAUUAAGACAAAAAAAAAUAAAUAUCUAAAUAUGCUAAUCUUCUAAUAUUCUUUUUUUUUAACACUAAAAUACUUCAGUCAGAAUAUAAAAAUUUCGCGAGUUUAAAUAAGUUGUACUGUAAUGAUAUAUUUUUAAGUUAAUAUUUUACACAUGCAUUGGAGCUAUCAAUCAAUUGUACCAAUAGCGGUCAAGGACUUUCUCCCCCCACUGACUACCCCACAAAAAGACAACUAUAAAAAGUUUAAAACUCUCCGACUUUAAUAAAACCACUGCAGUUCAAAAGUGAUCAGUGAUCAUGUUUCUUGGGGAAAUAAUUCCAAAUUUUGAGGCGCAAACCACUCAAGGUUCUUUUAAUUUUUAUGAGUGGUUGGAAGAUUCGUGGUGCGUCCUUUUUUCUCAUCCGGCGGAUUUUACUCCUGUCUGCACAACUGAACUGGGAAGGAUUGCUGUAUUUUUCCCUGAAUUCACAAAAAGAAAUUGCAAAUUACUCGCGCAUUCAGUGGAUGAUUUAAAAAAACAUGUCGAAUGGGUGAACGAUAUUAAAAACUACUGUUUAGACAUUCCUGGUGAAUUUCCAUACCCUAUUUUGGCCGAUCCGGAACGGAAAUUAGCUGUUCAGUUAGGGAUGAUAAAUGCUGAACAGGAAAGAGAUCCAGAAGUUGUGCAAACUGUUAGAUCCCUCUUUAUUAUAAGCCCGGACAAAAGACUGCGUCUCUCAAUGACUUACCCAGCAUCCACAGGUCGAAAUGUCGAUGAAAUUUUGCGAUGUAUUGAUUCACUUCAACUGGUUGAUCGUCUAAAAAUUGUCGCCACUCCAGCCAAUUGGACGCCUGGUGAAAAAGUAAUGAUUCUUCCUGAGGUUACAGACCAAUAUGCGAAUAUGUUAUUUCCUAAAGGUAUAGACAGUGUACCGAUGCCAUCAGGUAUAAAAUAUAUCCGUACCACUACACAAUAUCAAUAAAUUCUAGAUAAAAUAAAAUAAAGUAUUGCCAUACAAA